Molecule: messenger RNA, 1818 nt
Organism: Hippocampus zosterae (dwarf seahorse)
Lineage: Eukaryota; Metazoa; Chordata; Actinopteri; Syngnathiformes; Syngnathidae
Gene: wdr55
Product: WD repeat domain 55
Exons: 4
Coding region: 286-1488 (400 amino acids)
Molecular function (GO): protein binding
Source: RefSeq, a predicted model, not a curated record
GCCCUCCUGAAAACUGGUCUUGAAACUCAUUUUUAUUCUUUGGCUUUUGACUCAGCAUGAUUCUUUUACUUUGUCUGACUAUUGUUGUGCUUCCUACUGUCUUUGUUAAGAAUGCAGGGUUUUAUUGGCAUAUUGUAGACCGCUUUGGAUGUUUUAGCUCUCGAAAGACAAUCGAUUGGGGUUGAGUUGGGUUAUUUUGGGGUUAGUGGUCCCCUUGCCAGUAGGUGGCGGCAACACCUGACAGUUUCUUUUGGGAAGAAGAAGAAGGAAGCAAACGAAAACAACAUGGCGGCGCCCGCGGAUCACGCCGGAUUGCCGUCAACGUCAGAAACGGACGCGAUCGGCGAUCCCGCAAGUUCCGAAUCGGAGCCGGGGGCUGCGAUUUGGGAUGACGACGGCAAGGACUCGACCGAGCCCAGGAUCCUGGACACCCCGCAAGACAUCCGGCUCGAGGCGGUCGCCAACACGGUGGCCGUCCACCCGAGCCGCGACCUGCUGGUGUGCGGGGACGUGGACGGGGACGUGUACGCGUUCUCCUACUCGUGCACGGAGGGCGAGAACCGCGAACUGUGGUCCUCCGGCCACCACCUCAAGUCCUGUCGCCAAGUGCGCUUUUCCGACGACGGCGAGAAGCUCUACAGCGUCUCCAAGGACAAGGCUGUGCACGUGCUGGACGUGGAGCGCGGACGGCUGGUCAGCAGGAUCCGCGGCGCGCACGGCGCUCCCAUCAAUUCUCUGCUGCUGGUGGACGCCAACAUCCUGGCGACUGGAGACGACGGGGGCACGCUGAAGGUGUGGGACAUGAGGAAAGGUUCGGCCAUUAUGGAUUUGAAGCACCAUGACGACUACAUCAGCGACAUGGCCGUGGAUGAAGCCAAAAAGAUCCUGCUGACAGCCAGUGGCGACGGCACCAUGGGCGUCUUCAACAUCAAGAGGCGGCGGUUCGAGUUGCUGUCGGAGUACCAGAGCAGCGAUCUGACCUCGGUGACGCUGAUGAAGCGAGGCAAGAAAGUGGUGUGCGGCUCCAGCCAAGGCAGCGUCUACAUCUUCAACUGGAACGGCUUCGGGGCCACCAGCGAUCGCUUUGCCCUACAAGCGGAGUCGGUGGACUGCGUUGCCCCCAUCAGCGACAGCGUGAUAUGCGCCGCCUCCAUGGAUGGCUACAUCCGAGCCAUCAACAUCCUCCCCAACCGCAUCAUCGGCUGCAUCGGGCAGCACGUCGGUGAGCCGGUCGAAGAGCUGGCUAAAAGCUGGGACUCUCGUUUCCUGCUCAGCUGCGCCCACGACCAGCUCAUCAAGUUCUGGGACAUCUCCUCGUUAGCCGCCACCACCGUCAAUGAGCACCGCAAGAGGAAGAAGAAGGAUGGACGCAUGAAAUCGCUUUCCAAAAAAGCUCUCGGGGACAGCGACUUUUUCUCGGGACUUGUCGAGGAGCCGCAGAAAAAGGAGGAGGAGGAAGUGGAUGACAGUGACAGUGGCAGCGAUUAAAAGUCCUUUUUGUGUUGCUUGAAUUUGGAUGUUUCUCACAAUCUUUGACCUCUACUCCCUACAUUUAAAAGCAAGCCAAGUGUCUGUGCUGGCUCGGGCUUACUUUGUCAAAAUAGACUUGGCAUUUAUGACGGUGGAACUACGAUGAUUUGUCGUGAAUGUGUUGUCCUUGUGCCAGCUGAAAAAUCUCCAUGUUCUGCCCUUCAAUGGUCUAAUUCCCCCAAAAAGGGAAAUGUUUUUGUUCGGUGGCCAUGAGCUCAGUUACAUUUUAUUUUUUUUGUUACUUGCUUCACAAGUUUUCGGUUGCAUUAAAGCCAGAAUCUUACCUGA